GGUCCCGCACCCGCAAGGAUCAAUGGGGCUCUUUUGAACGUUUGACCCUCAAAUACUUGGUUGGUUUUUUGUCUACGGUGGUUUUAAGCGUUACCUCAACAACCCUGGGGGCUUUCGGAUACCAGCUGGGGUAUAAGCGACUCACAAUAAGCCGCUUCUCAUUCCUUAUAGUUGUCCAAGUGAUUUGUGAUCGCCACUGCUUGUCUACUUCAAAACGUACCUACAAAUACAGACCUGAGGGAACAAACGGACAGUAUUAGAUAACUUUAAUGCCGUAACAAUCAGGAUUUGUUUUUUAAAUAUUGAUCUGCAGCGGUUGUAUUACGUCGAAGGCAAAACUGCUCUGUGUGUGACAAAGGUUUUAAUCAUCGAGAAUGGCGCUCCUCAAAGCAGACUUCCUAUCGUCAAGUUUCCCAUCACUAACCAGGAUCGCAUCUCUCAUGCUGGCAAGCUGGGAUAGCAUUCUACUGACACUACUUAUUGCUACUCUGCUCUUCCUACUCGUCAAGCUCAUCCACUUAGUAAGAUGGAAACUUCGCUUCCAACAUGCUCUACGAGAUUUUCCCAAACAUCCCAACGGGAGCUGGUUCAUGGGAGACAUUCCUGAGUACACCAAAGGUCACAAUGGGAUGGCAAGGGAGUUCCAUUUUGACUACGAAGAGGUCGAUGACGUCAUGCAGUUCUGGCUUGGACCGUUCAUGCCCGGUGUGGUAGUCUUCAAUCCAGAUACAGUCAAGUCUAUCGCCAACAAAAAUGAACCAAAGCAAGAGUCCGUGAUGAGAUUUCUACGAGAGUGGAUUGGGGACGGUUUAGUGGCAAGCUCCGGCGAGCAUUGGGCCCGGAACCGACGCUUGGUGGCGCCAGCAUUUCACUACAGCGGACUCAGACCACACGUAUCCAUCUUCAGCGAAUGCGCUCACACUCUGGUGAACAAAUGGAAAAAGCUUUGCCAAGGAGAGCAAACUACGGUGAACGUGUACGACCACAUGGGCUUGCUGACUCUAGACAACCUGCUUAAAUCCAUCUACAGCUACGACAGCCACUGCCAAACCAAAGGGUAA
Messenger RNA from Asterias rubens (European starfish), 1061 nucleotides. RefSeq names its product cytochrome P450 4F22-like. The coding region runs from base 375 to 1061 and encodes 228 amino acids. The transcript is spliced from 5 exons. Lineage: Eukaryota; Metazoa; Echinodermata; Asteroidea; Forcipulatida; Asteriidae. Gene Ontology annotation, molecular function: iron ion binding; oxidoreductase activity, acting on paired donors, with incorporation or reduction of molecular oxygen; heme binding. The record is from RefSeq and is a predicted model, not a curated record.